Messenger RNA from Aegilops tauschii subsp. strangulata, 549 nucleotides. NCBI's taxonomy places the organism in Eukaryota, Viridiplantae, Streptophyta, Magnoliopsida, Poales, Poaceae. The record is from RefSeq and is a predicted model, not a curated record.
AUGCCGCCGCGGGAAGCCCUAGCUUCACCAGCCGCCACCCUCCAGGGCCGCUGCCCGGGAUCCAGACAGAACCUCGCCGCUGCCACCGGCCAAGUUCCGCCACCGCCGACCGGCCACUGCGACUCCGCCGCCAUGCCGCCGACGGAUCUGGGCGAGGAUAGCCAUCCUCCCCGAGGACACACGCCACAGCCUCUUCUCCGCGUGCUCGCACGAGAAGCCACCGUGGCCGCGUCCCCACCCCUCGCCGGAUGCCGUGCACGUACCGCCCCGCCGCCGACGAAGGCCGCCGCCACGAGGAGACCCGCACGCUGCCGCCACACAGCUCGGCGUCGACCCAUCUGCAGCCGCGCCAUGGGCCCGCUGCCGUCAAGAUCGUCGCCGCCGCGCCGCCAGGAUCCGCGCGCCCCGGCGCCUCCGCUCGGCCUGGCCGCUCCCACAGGCCACGAACGCGAGGAGGGGAGAAGGCCCCCGCAUCCAGCCACCGCGGGGGGCUUUGCCCCGGCGGCUCUGGCCGGCGGGGGCGGGGAAGGGGAGGAGAAGGAGGGCUAG